ACUUAAAACCCAUCAGCUUAAAUACCCCAUCCCUGUUCGCCGAACCAUACAACCUUGGUUCAUUCUUCUCACUGCCAACCCAACUAUACCGAAGAAGCGGUUGAAAGAAGUCUUUGUCGGAGCUUCGCCGGAAGGUUUCGUCAGGGAUUCAUCACAGGUCAAUUUGGGAUUCUUUGCCAAUUAAAUCGAGUUAUCGAAUUAUAAUAUGAUGUCGUUGGAAUUGGUUGAUCGAGGAAGGCCAGCUUUCCUGAUGUCAGACGAUGACGAUAGCUAAGUAUCGCCUAAAGCCUAUAUACGCCUAUGCUAGCUAUCUCCUUCCACAAUUCAUCCAUUCCAUCUCCGCUGCUUCGCCAGUUCGUCGUCGCCCAGGGGACGGGCCCCGGGAGGAAGUUAGUGGGGACUAAGAGUUGGAAUAACUUCGGAGUCAAACGGGGUACCGCAUGGCCAGGGCCAAGCACGGUCGAGUUGAUAACUGAUAAGUGGUGGUUGGUUUCGCCACUUGGAUUUUUGGCAUGUGUUGUCUGUAAGCAUCCUAUCCGAACAACUUCAUUCAUCGAUGAUACGGUCUUCAAGCAUCAAGGCUUCCUGAACACUUUCUGGUCCUGCCCUUAUCAUUAUUUUACAGCAACUUUUUUUUGGCUAUUUGGCCCAACUUUAUGUACUAGUUAGUUUGUGAAAAACCCAGAAUCCUCGUUUUUUGUUCAAUGGUAACUUUGAAACGCAUUAUAUGUUGUGUUUGACUUUUUGUAAUGUAAUGCUGCAGUCUUGUUCCUUUUUAUGCAUAAAAAGAGGUCAUGUGCGUACUGUAAACGGAGUUGUACAUUUUUCUUUUUGUAAUGAUGCACAGUCCUAUCUUACUGUGUUUCCGUAUAAGAGGAAAGGAAACUUUAUUAUUGUCAGAUCAAGAGAAAUGGAUUCACUCAUCAUCUUCUCAUUUGCUGUGUUUCUGUUCAUUCAAGCACUGUCAAUCUCUGCAAACAAAUCAACAUACAUCGUCCACUUUGACAGGUCGUUCAUGCCGGAAUCUUUUCCCACACAGGAACAAUGGUACUCCUCCAUUGUCCACUCCGUCAAACUGGAAACCUCUUCUUCAACAUCAUCAUCAUCAUCAACUGAACCAGCUGUCAAUAACCCAACCAGACUCUUGUACACUUACGAGCACUCCUUCCAUGGCUUCAGUGCAGUGUUGUCCGAGGAUGAGCUGGAAGCUCUGGAGAACACUCCCGGGUUUGUCUCGGCUUACCGAGACAAAACUGCCACUCUGGACACCACCCACACCUUCGAGUUCCUAUCUCUCGAUCAGGGAACUGGAAUAUGGCCCGCUUCUAGGUAUGGAGAUGGCGUCAUCGUGGGUGUCGUCGACACCGGUGUCUGGCCAGAGAGCAAAAGCUUCAAGGAUGACGGGAUGACCGAGGUUCCCGACAGGUGGGGAGGGGUAUGUGAGGAAGGGGAACAGUUUGAUGCCUCCAUGUGUAACAAAAAACUCGUCGGGGUUAGGUACUUCAACAAGGGAGUUUCAGCUGCAAAUCCAAACAUUACCAUUGCCAUGAAUUCUGGAAGAGAUUUUAUGGGCCACGGCACGCAUGCCUCGUCAACGGUUGCUGGAAACUAUGUCGAGGAUGUUUCUUUCUUUGGAUAUGCGCAAGGGACUGCAACAGGGAUAGUGCCAAAAGCUCGGGUUGCUAUGUAUAAGGUGGGUUGGGUUGAAGGGAUGUGCUCCUCUGAUGUCCUUGCAGGUAUAGACCAGGCCGUUGCCGAUGAAGUUGAUGUGAUUUCAAUUUCGAUUCGAUUUGAUUCGGUUCAUUUGUUUGAAGACCCGAUCGCGAUUGCUUCUUUCGGUGCUAUGGAGAAGGGCAUUCUUGUGUCUACAUCCGCCGGAAAUUCCGGGAUUGUCCCCGGAAAACUACACAACGGGAUCCCGUGGGUCCUAACAUCCGCAGCGGGUUCCACAGACCGUUGGCUAGCAGGGAAUUUGUCACUGGGAAACGGAGAGGAAAUCACGGGAUGGGCGAUGUGCCUUGGAGGAGAAAAGAACACAAUUCUUGAAAGACUGCCUCUCAUAUACAAUGAUGCAAUAUCUGCCUGCAAUUCCUCCCAGCAGCUUCUCUCCCAUUCUUUAACCAAUGGAAUCAUUGUUUGCGACCACACUGACCAAUUGUAUGAUCAAAUGAACAAUGCUUCCCGGAGUGGGUUUUCAGGUGGCAUCUUCGUCUCAGACAAUCCGGCUUUAUUCGAGAGUGCAAACCUGUGCUCAUUCCCUGGAGUUGUAAUAAGCCAGGAAGAUUCCUACAGGGUUAUCAACUAUGCCAGGACUGGUAGUGCCAACCCAUAUGUUAGCAUCACAUUUCAGCAAACUGUAUUGAGGGGAAAUCCUGCGCCGGUUGUCGCGUCCUACACAUCACGAGGCCCCGCCCCGAGUUCCCCGUGGGUCUUGAAGCCGGACAUCAUGGCUCCUGGUUCUUUGAUCUUAGCUUCCUGGAUUCCUGGAACCGAACCGUCAAGUUCUUUCAACAUGGUGUCUGGUACGUCGAUGGCUUGCCCCCAUUCUUCUGCCAUUGCUGCACUCCUCAAAGGGGCACAUCCAGAAUGGAGUCCAGCUGCAAUACGGUCAGCCAUGGUCACCACAGCCGUCCCAUAUGAUAACACAAAUGGUACGAUUAAAGACUCCGGUCUGAACUACACGGCUGCCACACCUCUGGCAAUGGGAGGGGGACUGGUUAACCCAAACGCUGCACUUGAUCCUGGGCUUAUAUAUGAUGCCACUCCUCAGUACUACAUCAAUCUUUUGUGUUCCAUGGAUUUCACCAAAACACAGAUUAUGAGCAUCACCAGAGCAAACAACUACGAAUGUGGAAACACAUCAUCUGUUGUCGAUCUCAAUUACCCGUCCUUCAUUCUGCUGUACACGGGCAAUGAAUCGACUGUGGCAGUGAACCAGACAUUCAUGAGGACUGUUACUUACGUCGGAGAUGGCCCCGCAACGUAUAGGAUUGACCAUGUUGUGUUACCUGCAGAUUCAGAGAUUUCGGUCAAUCCUAAAAGUUUAUCGUUCCAAACGAAGUACGAGACACAGAGGUACUCGCUGGUUGUAAGCUAUAGGGGUAACAGAAGCAGCGAAACUGCAUUCGGAUCAAUUGCUUGGGUUGAUGAGAGUGGUGAUCACAUAGUUAGAAGCCCAAUUGUUAUAUCAUCUAUGAUCCACAUCUGGUGAAUAUUUACAUCAAUUAUCAGAAGACAAGACAGUGCCAUUUCUGGGUAAACUUAGCUUGUUUAUA
Molecule: messenger RNA, 3275 nt
Organism: Cuscuta campestris
Lineage: Eukaryota; Viridiplantae; Streptophyta; Magnoliopsida; Solanales; Convolvulaceae
Source: the annotation of a GenBank genome assembly